AUGCAGCGGUUGCAUGCGAUGCGCAUGGAGCUCUUCGGGUUCGGAGGAUGGCUGACAUCUGCGCUUUGCUACGUGCUGUUCCUGGUAUGGGCGUACGUCCCUGACGCGACGUUGGAGGCCUAUGGGUUCACCUACUUCCCGUCCAAACAUUGGGCGGUGGCUGUGCCAGCCAUGCUUGUCAUGACGUACCUCUUCUCGCUCGUGCUCUACAAAGCUGUCAACCUGCUGUCGACGCCACGGCUUGGGUCGUACGCCACGGUCGUGGACACGCACACUGUGGCGCUACCUGAAGGCACGACGUGCUUUGAAGACGACACGGAAGCUACGCCUGGAAUCGGGGACAUCUCCAUCUUUGAAGUCAAUCGCCACUUGUUUGCCGCGACGCGGCAGCAAGCGAAGUACCUCAAGCAGGAGUAG
Messenger RNA from Hyaloperonospora brassicae, 417 nucleotides. NCBI's taxonomy places the organism in Eukaryota, Oomycota, Peronosporomycetes, Peronosporales, Peronosporaceae. The record is from the annotation of a GenBank genome assembly.